GAAUUGGAGUUUCAAGUUUAAACGAUAGAAUUGAAUGCGAGGCAAGAAACGAAGCAUCCUCAAAUUUAAAAUACCAACUUGCUCCACACAAUGACCGGACUCCUCAUGGUUACCAAGGGCGGAGGAUGCGGCGGCGGACCCAAGAGGACCAGGGCGCCGCCAACCGCCCAGGAAGAAGAGCAGAACCACCUCUCCCUCCUCGCUUUUCUCCUUGCCGCCAUCAGAAAAUCUAUGGUCUCGUGCAGGGUGGACCCCCCCGACGACGUAAUCUCCACCGUCCAUCACAUGGAGAUCGGAUGGCCAACCAACGUUCAACACAUCACCCAUGUCACCUUCGACCGCUUCAAUGGCUUCCUCGGUCUCCCCCUCGAAUUCCAAGUCCAGAUCCCUUCUCGGGUCCCCAGUGCUAGUGUAAGUGUGUUUGGCGUCUCAGCAGAGUCUAUGCAGUGUUCUUAUGAUUCAAAAGGAAACAGUGUCCCCACUAUUCUCUUGCUAAUGCAGGACCGUUUAUACUCGCAGGGAGGCGUAAAGGCUGAAGGAAUAUUUCGGAUAAAUCCAGAGAAUAGUCAAGAGGAGCAUGUGAGGGACCAGUUGAAUAGGGGCAUUGUGCCGGAUGACAUUGAUGUCCACUGUUUAGCCGGACUAAUUAAAGCAUGGUUUAGAGAACUACCUUCGGGAGUGCUAGAUGGACUUUCUCCGGAGCAAGUUCUUCAGUGCAACACGGAAGAAGAAUCUGUUGAGCUUGUGAAGCAGCUAAAGCCAACUGAGUCUGCCUUACUUAACUGGGCUAUUGAUCUCAUGGCUGAUGUUGUAGAGGAGGAGGAGUUUAACAAAAUGAAUGCAAGAAAUAUUGCAAUGGUUUUUGCUCCAAACAUGACUCAGAUGUCUGAUCCUCUAACGGCCCUGAUGCAUGCGGUUCAAGUGAUGAACUUACUCAAGACACUUAUAAUGAAGACACUCAGAGAACGCGAAGAAACAGCCACGGGUGGGUAUUCUCCCGUGUCAUUUCAUUCAUCAGAUCGCCAGUGUGAGGAUGAAUAUGACAGUCAGCGAGAAAUGGACACAAGCGGUGAAUUGAGAGGAACCAAAUCAGAUUAUGAUGAUCAUGCUCACUAUGGUCAUAGCAGUGAAGGGGAAGACGGGGAGGCUGAAUCUUUAAGCGAGAUAGAGGAGUGCUUCUUGAAGCGGUUGGAUCAGAGCACAAAAGGAUUCUCAGAAGAACCUGCAGGUCAUUUGCAAAAGCAUGUUAGCACCAGAAGUUGCUCUGACUAUGGCAUGGAACCUUCUAUAUCUGUUACUGAUUUGGCCUCAAGUGUUGACAGAAGUAGUUCAUCAGUAGGAUGUACAAACACCAAAGACGUGGAGAUGAUGGAUAAAUUUGCGGAUUCUAUAGCACCUCUGCCACUGCUUGCUUCUAGUUAAGAACUGGUUUCUUUGUACAAGUUUUUAAGUUCCGUGCUUUUCAGAUUUUGGCUCUACAAGCAGCAGGUUUGCUUGUGUAAAUUAAUACAUGGAGUAGGAAGCGUUUUCUCGUUGUGUAUUGUGGGCAGGUUAUGUUCAGUUCAGGGCUGAAUUUGAUCUGGUUCUGUAUGUUCUGGUACUAGACAAAUUCUAACCAUUAUAAUUGGGAAUAGGCUAAGAUGUAGCUACUGCUUCAAAUUUCAGGUAAGUGAAACCAAUGAAUUCCUGCGGAAUAGGGAGAUUGAUUUACCUGA
Messenger RNA from Cajanus cajan (pigeon pea), 1715 nucleotides. NCBI's taxonomy places the organism in Eukaryota, Viridiplantae, Streptophyta, Magnoliopsida, Fabales, Fabaceae. The record is from RefSeq and is a predicted model, not a curated record.